Molecule: messenger RNA, 1880 nt
Organism: Pneumocystis carinii B80
Lineage: Eukaryota; Fungi; Ascomycota; Pneumocystomycetes; Pneumocystales; Pneumocystaceae
Exons: 4
Coding region: 47-1879 (610 amino acids)
Biological process (GO): actin cytoskeleton organization
Molecular function (GO): actin binding
Source: RefSeq, a predicted model, not a curated record
UAUAAUAUUUUUUUGUAUAUAUUUUUUGAUAGUAAGGAUCAAGUCAAUGGCAGCAGCAAGUGUAGUUCAAGGUUGGACAAGAGAACAGGAGCAGCCGUCAUCAAGAAUAACGUCUGGUCGUGUAUCUUUUUCUCAUGGAUAUUCAUAUUAUAACAAAACAGAGUAUAAUAACAAGCAAUAUUCAUUUUCUCGGAAUAAGAAUGGAGGAAUUCAUAAUAGAUCAAAAGAUAGUUAUAUGGUACGCUCAUUGCCUAGAAUUGAUCCUCGCUCAGCAUCAGCAAUAAAUAUGAAUAAUAUAUAUAUACAGCAUCAUCGUCCUUAUGCGUCAGUGAUUUCUCCUGGAUAUCUUCGUCAAGAGCUUAAGCGUUCUAUUCAUUCAAGAGAACAUCCACUUUUAUCACCUCGUUCUUUACAUCAAGUUCAUCGAAGAUCAUCAGAAAAGCAUAUUUUGGAUAAACGUUUAAGAAUUGCAUCUAAUAACAGAAGCAAUGGAUAUCUAUUUCCAGAUUCGACAAUAUCAUCAGUCUAUAAUACUAAUUCUCAUGUUUCUAAUAUACCUUUUCAAACAGAGAAUACAAGGAUUCUGCAGUAUAAAAUGACAUCAAAACCAUCUGCGAAUGUGGAGACGGAUUCUUCUAUUUCACUAGCUAAUGAUGAUAAAAAUGCUGAAUCUCGUUUAUUUAUCGAAGAAAUAGAGCCUAAUGUUAAUAAUGAUAUUUCUAAAAUAAAAAACGUAGAAAUCGAGGCAGUACCAGAACUGAAUGAAAGCUCAUUUAUUUCUAAUACGGAACAAAAUGUAAUCCAAAAUGAACAUUCCUCAAAUCCUAAAUUAUUUGUACCUUUUGAAAAAACAAAGUCUUUUAAGUCAAAAAUUUUGAAAGUAUUAUCUUUUACAUCAUUGUCAUCAUUAGAAACAAUUAACACAAAUAAUGUACAACAUACAAAAAAUCAUACAUAUUCACAAAAUAUAUCAAAUGAUACUGCUCAAAUAGAUGACAUCACUACCAAUUCUGAGAUAUAUUCCUUUUCAAAGAAGUUGACAUCACCAGAUAGCAUUUCAAUUACAUCAACAGCAUCAUCUGCAAGUUUCAUAUUAAGAAAAAUAAGUAAAGAGGGAAAAGGAAUGCUUAAAAAAUCAAAAAAAACACUUUCAAAUAUUUUUAAAGGUAGUUUACAUUUUGAAGACUCUAAAAUUGCAAUGUCCAAAGAAUAUAAGAAAAGUAUGAUAGAAGAAAUAAGUAAAAACAACUUAGGAACAAAAAAUUCGAUAAAUUCUUUUCAUAAUAAUCUAGAAAGCUCUGGAAGCAUAGAAAAAGAUGAAAAUAAUUUAUUAAAACUUAACAAUCAUGUACAAGAACAAAAAAAAGAUAGACAUAUAGAGGAUACAUUAACAUCUCAACCAACAUGUGAAAAUACUUCUAUAAGCAUAGCUUCAAUCAAUGAUCCUACUAAAGAAAAAAAGAACGAUCAAUCUACAUGUUUCAAACCUUGUCCUCCUACAAAAAAAGGAAUUCUUAAAUAUGCAGAUUGGUCAUCAACAAUACCUAAUCUUAAACCAUCACAUUCACUAACCGAUAUUCCAAUUCAAUUCUCACCUCCUAUUCCUCUUGAAUUGGUUACGUUUGAUGACGUUCCUAAUACAUUAUCAUCAACUGAAACAUCUAUUACUAAAAGUACAAAAUCUCUUAGUUUCUCGCCUAAAAUAACAAUUUAUGAUACAUGGCCUUCAUUCGAAUAUGAUAGAAGAGGUGAAAUUGCUACAUGUAAUCGACUAACACCCAUUUUGGCACAACGUAUUAAAGAAGAACUCAAUACAUAUAAACUUGAUGAAAUGAUCGUACAUGAACAAAGUAGAAGAUUUACUCAUUUUUUCAAUUAAC